UGGCAAAACCCUGAAAAAAAAAAAUGGAGAUGGCUGUCGACGUGUCUUAUCCAUCACGAUUACAUCUUAUCUAUUUGCCUACUUGAAUCUACCGCUUCUACUCUCGCUAAUUCCAUUUUCUAAUCAUAAAUAUUUUUAUUUACCUCAAAACCGAGUGAAUUAAAAAAAAAGAGAACAAGUGCAAUGAAUUAUUGAUCGUAAAAAAUCGAAUCAUUUGAAGGGAAGUGGAAUUUAGUUGGAAAAAACAGAAGAUUUUAUGUGAAUUACGAAAAAUGCAGUAAUUACCGUGGAAUGAGUCAUGGAUAAUUAAUUCUGGUGGAAUUAAUUCGGGGGAGGAUUUUACUAACUGCAGUGACCUUGGAUUUUCUAUUCAUUCAUUAUGUUAUUUAUGUCUCGAUUUUUAGAGGAGUUUUUCAUUCGCUCGAUGGAUUGUGAAGAUUUUUAUUGAAAAUUUUUAUUGAAGAACUAGAAUUACGAAAUUCAAUAUUCAAUAUUCAAUAUGAACGCUAAUAUUUUUACGGUACCUGGGACAACACGAAAGAGUGCAAUUGAAUCGAUCGCAUGUGUGCCAUCAAUUUAGAGUUAAGACUAUCAACGUGAGAUGGAUAGUGGUACCAUUAGUGGUUUUGGUGUUGGUGUUGCUGGUGGAUCGAGUCUGGCAAGUGGUCAGCAGGGUCAGGGAAUUGUCGCAUUAUUGGUCAUGCUGGCUGUCCUAUGUAUUAUAUUUAUCUACUGCUGCUGGGGUGCACCCUUCUGCAGAUCAUUAUGCAGAAGACACUGUUGUUGUCGAUUAGAGGAUCCAGAAUGUGACUCACGAUUGGAGAACAGUGAGCAGACAAUGGUUGCCACUCCUACUAUUAUUCUUCUACCACAUGGAAGAAUGCUGGUCGUUGAUGGGACGAUAUUCACACAGUUCCAAGGAGAUUCCACAGGACUGGAUCUUGUGGAAUUGGGAGAGAAUGUGAUUCGAGCCCAGAGAAAUCCACGCUGCGUUGACAGGCAUCAGCUUCAAAGCAGUCAGGGAAGUAUUCUCGAAAUGGAUGCUGAAACUCCGAGUAAAGACAGUAUGGGAUCAGUAGGAUGUUUUCCUCCCCCUACAUAUGAGAGUAUUUAUGGAAAAGAUGGCAGGGAAAUGCCACCGUCGUAUUCAGAUAUUUUACUGCACAGAUUUGCAAAUCUUCCUUACGAAAUUGAACUUCAGGACAGUUGCACCAACAACAAAGAGGACAUAGAGAUGCACAGUCUAGACGGAUGUCCACAUAUCAUAAACAAUCCAAUGAGCAACAUGGCCUAUCACCCUUACGCAACAGUGACAUCAUUUUCAAGCCGAAGUUUUCCGCGCAGCAAUAUCUCGAGGAACUCAUCAGUAAUCAUAAAUCCCGUGGAUAAUUUUUACAUCACCAACGAGUUAGGGAGUGUUUAUGCAAUCAAUCAAGGGAAUAUUGCGCUCUCAGACUCCAGGAGAAAUAUUUCUAACCAAGAAAUUAUUCUUCAUAGUAAUGUUAACGCUUUGAACAUUCUACAGAAUUCAUUGGAAGGCAGACCAUCAGAGGAAAAUAUUGAUAUUAUAGGUGUUCAUGAUAAUAUAGGAGAUGCAAUUGAAUCGAAUCUUAUGGACAAUAGAAAUUUGAGCUUUCCGAAUGUCACAAUGAGAAAUGGAGAAAUCGGUGGAGAAAUCGUCAGUGCGGAUAGACGUAGAGUUGAUCUCGAUGGAAGAACUUCGAGGCAGGCUAUGAGGCCAGACGAAAUUGAUCACAGAAUUCAUCAUGAAGAGGAUGAUAAUGAUUUUGAAGCUCUAGCUGAUAUCAGGGAGAGUAGAGUGUAAUUCUGGAGAGUUUGGACUAAUGUACCCAGACCAAGUACCUCGCAAGUGAGUAAUCCGCAGGCUACCAUGAGCCCAAUGGCACCACCACC
Fopius arisanus is the source of this 1914-nucleotide messenger RNA. RefSeq names its product TATA-box-binding protein (gene Trf). Gene Ontology annotation, molecular function: DNA binding; RNA polymerase II general transcription initiation factor activity. NCBI's taxonomy places the organism in Eukaryota, Metazoa, Arthropoda, Insecta, Hymenoptera, Braconidae. The transcript has 5 exons. Gene Ontology annotation, biological process: DNA-templated transcription initiation. Bases 602 to 1825 code for a protein of 407 amino acids. The record is from RefSeq and is a predicted model, not a curated record.